AUUUCUGUGGCGUUCCCAGCACACCAGAUUCCCAGGAACUGUUGGCCCUUGCCUGUCUUCUGCCUGUUCUCCCCAGCCAGGAAGCUUUCUUCAGCUUUUUCGCAGAAAUAACCAGACGUGGGGUGGUAGCGGCUCAGGUGGACCCUUCUCCCAGGGGCUAUGCCUACUCGUGCAGCUCGCCGCGGGCCCUGAGCGUGGCCUGGGCCGCCAGCCUGGGUGGACUUGGGAUCGUCUGGCCGCACGGAGGGGCAUCGAGGCUGGACGAAGUAGAACUAAUCAGGAUGGCCACAUUGCCAGCAUCUGGGCUGCUGUUGAGAGCUUGCUAACUUGCGGGAAGGCCCUGACUGUGGAGUCGGUUGGUGCUACCAGUUUGCUCACUUGAACCCAGUGCCAGAAGUAGCCUGUCACCUCUCGAAAUUGCUGGCCAGAUGAGCUGACAGGGAGAAAGCAGCUCUUGGACUUGAAUUUGCAGACUAGCCGUCCACCUGAGGACCAGGCAGGAGAGGAGGGGUGCUCGGCCUACGUGACACCUUGUUCUGGUGAGCGCCGUGGGCUAUGGGAUGGAUGAGGUGGAGCAGGACCAGCAUGAGGCCCGACUCAAGGAGCUGUUUGACAGUUUUGACACCACAGGCACUGGGUCCUUGGGACAGGAGGAGCUCACCGAGCUGUGCCACAUGCUGAGCUUGGAGGAGGUGGCCCCGGUGCUGCAGCAGACACUGCUUCAGGACAAUCUCCUGGGCAGGGUGCAUUUUGACCAAUUUAAAGAAGCAUUAAUACUUAUCUUAUCUAGAACUCUGUCCAAUGAAGAGCACUUUCAGGAACCAGCAUCUGUGGGUGUCAGCUGCCAACGAGGGGCUCGAAUGUCUGUACCACUCCUGAAUACCCACAAGCUGACACACUCUCUUCUGAUAAAAGACUGCUCACCAGAAGCUCAGCCCAAGUAUGUCAGAGGCGGGAAGCGUUACGGACGAAGGUCCUUGCCUGAGUUUCAAGAAUCUGUGGAGGAGUUUGCAGAGGUGACAGUGAUCGAGCCCCUAGAUGAAGAAGCACGGCCCUCACAUGUCCCAGCUGGCGACUGCAGUGAGCACUGGAAGACGCAACACAGCGAGGAGUAUGAAGCAGAAGGUCAGUUAAGGUUUUGGAACCCAGACGACUUGAAUGCCUCGCAGGGUGGGUCCUGCCCUCCCCAAGACUGGAUAGAAGAGAAACUGCAAGAGGUUUGUGAAGAUCUGGGGAUCACUCGCGAUGGUCACCUGAACCGGAAGAAGCUAGUCUCCAUCUGCGAGCAGUACGGUUUGCAGAAUGUCGAUGGAGAGAUGCUUGAGGAAGUAUUUCACAAUCUUGAUCCUGAUGGAACAAUGAGUGUAGAGGAUUUUUUCUAUGGUUUGUUUAAAAAUGGGAAAUCCCUUACACCUUCAGCAUCUACUCCUUACAGACAACUGAAGAGGCACCUCUCCAUGCAGUCUUUUGAUGAAAGUGGACGCCGUACGACGACCUCAUCAGUGAUGACAAGCACCAUUGGCUUCCGGGUCUUCUCCUGCCUGGAUGAUGGGAUGGGCCAUGCAUCUGUGGAGAGAAUCCUUGAUACUUGGCAAGAAGAGGGCAUUGAGAACAGCCAGGAAAUCCUAAAGGCCUUGGAUUUCAGCCUUGAUGGAAAUGUCAACUUGACAGAAUUGACUCUGGCUCUUGAAAAUGAACUUUUGGUCACCAAGAAUGGUAUUCACCAGGCGGCUCUCGCCAGCUUUAAGGCUGAGAUCCGACAUUUGCUGGAACGAGUUGAACAAGUGGUCAGAGAAAAAGAGAAGCUACGCUCAGACCUGGACAAAGCUGAGAAGCUCAAGUCCUUAAUGGCUUCAGAAGUGGACGAUCACCAUGCAGCCAUAGAACGGCGAAAUGAGUACAACCUCAGGAAACUGGAUGAAGAGUACAAGGAACGCAUAGCAGCCUUAAAGAAUGAGCUCCAAAAAGAGAGAGAGCAGAUCCUGCAACAGGUGGGCAAGCAGCGUCUAGAACUUGAGCAGGAAAUUGAGAAGGCCAAAACGGAAGAGAACUACACCCGGGACCGCCUUGCUCUCUCUUUAAAGGAAAACAGUCGUCUGGAAAAUGAGCUGCUGGAAAAUGCAGAGAAGCUGGCAGAGUACGAGAAUCUAACAAACAAACUUCAGCGGAAUUUGGAAAACAUGAUAGCAGAAAAGUUUGGUGACCUUGAUCCCAGCAGUGCUGAAUUCUUUCUGCAAGAGGAGAGGCUGACGCAGAUGAGGAGCGAGUAUGAGCGGCAGUGCAGGGUAUUACAAGACCAAGUAGACGAACUCCAGUCUGAGCUGGAAGAAUACCGUGCACAAGGCAAAGUGUUCAAGCUCCCCUUGAAGAACUCACUGUCAGAAGAACUGGAUGUUAACAACAGUGGCCUUGAGCCCGGUCAGGGGCUUGAGUCUGAAGAGUGCAAUCCAUUGAAUAUGAGCAUCGAGGCAGAGCUGGUGAUCGAGCAGAUGAAAGAGCAACACCACAGGGACUUGUGUUGCCUAAGACAGGAGCUGGAAGAUCAAGUGCACCAUUAUGAAGAGCGGCUGGCUGAGACCCGGGUCACCUGGGAAAAGGAGCAGGAGACCAUGAAGGAAAACUAUGAGCAUGGUACGCACACCUUGAAACAACAGAUAAGUGACCUGAGGAGAGAAAUCACAGAACUGCAGGGGCAGGCGGAGGUGCUAAAGGACAUACACCACGAGACCAGCCUCAGGCAUGAGGUGGAGAAGAAACAACUGCAAACAGCAUUUGAGGAGGAAAAGACUCACCUUCGGGAGGAGCUGAGGCUGCAGCACCAGCUGGAGCUCCAGGCCAGGCUGCAGCAGGUGGAGGAGGGCUUCAGCCAGGAGAGGGAAGGACUCCGGAGCAGCUCCUGGACGGAGGAGAGGGUGCGGGGCCUGAUGCAGGACCUGGAGCGGGCACACCGGGAGCAGCUGCAGAACCUGGGGGAGAAGCACGAGCUUGAGAAAGAGGAGCUGAGGGAAGAGAUGGAAACAGAGUGUAAUAGAAGAGCCUCUCAGAUAGAAGCCCAGUUUCAGGCUGACCGUGAGAGAGUCGCUGCGAGGUGUGAGAACGCGCUGCAAAGCCUGGAGGGGCGCCACCGCCGAGAGCUGCAGGACCUGCGGGAACAGCGGCGGGAGGAGAGAUCCCAGUGGGAAUUUGAGAAGGACGAGCUGGCCCAGGAGUGCGCGGAGGCACAGGAACGGCUGAAGGAGACGCUACAGAGAGAGCAAGCUACCUCUCUGGUCCUGACCCAAGAGAGGGAGAUGCUGGAGAAGACAUACAAAGAACACCUGAACAGCAUGGUGCUGGAGAGAGAGCGGCUGCUGCAAGACCUGGAAGAGCUCCGGAAGGUGUCCGAGAGGCAGCGGAGCCUGCUGUCCAGCCAGAUCCUCGAGCUGAAGAGUAGUCACGAGCUAGAACUGCGGGGCCGAGAGCAGGUGCUGUGCCAGGUGGGGGCCUCGGAGCAGCUGGCCAGCUGGCAGCUGGAGAGGCUACGUGAGGAACAUGACUGGGAGAAGCAGGAAAUGCUGAGCAGGCUAGCGGCCGUGGAGAGCGCGCACUGCGCCACCCGUGAGAGGGCAGAGCGACAGCGGGCAGAGAUGGGCGCGGAGAUCCGCAGGCUCCGGGAGGAGGUAGAGGACCUGCAGCGGGCAGCAUCUCCCGCCUCCGGGCUUCAGGGCGGCUGCCAGGCGAGCGGAAGGGAGGAGGCCGAAGGAGAUGGAGCCCUGUCCCUGGUUCAGCAAGGGGAGCAGCUGCUGGAGGAAAACGGAGACGUCCUCCUGAGCCUGCAGAGAGCCCACGAACGCGCAGUGAAGGAGAACGUGACAAUGGCUGCUGAGAUUUCCAGACUGCAACAGAGGCUGCAAAAACUAGAGCCCGAGUCACUAAUGUCAUCCUGUUUAGAGGAGCCAGCUACUGAGCCUUUUGGAAAUUCUGUGGAAAAAUCAGAGCCUUUCUCGUUGCAAAAUCGAAUGAAGCGAGUAGAUGGUGGAACUACGAGGCCCGUCCUAAAUGACCUGCAGGUCGAUGAGGCCCGGGACCUGGGAAGUACUGAGACGAGCUCGGCUCAGAGACAGGGGCUCAAGACUGAAGUGUCUGAAGCCUCCAUGGAGAGUUUUUCCGAGCUUGAAAACAGUGAAGAGACCAGGACUGAAUCCUGGGAUCUUAGAAAUCAGAUUAGUCAGCUUCAGCAGCAGCUGGUGAUCUUACGUGCAGAUUGUGACCGAGCCUCUGAAAAGAAGCAGGACCUGCUUUUUGAUGUUUCUAUACUAAAAAAGAAACUGAAGAUGCUUGAGAGAAUUCCAGAGGCGUUUCCCAAGUAUAAGUUGUUGUAUGAAGAUGCUAGCAGAGAAAACGACUGCCUUCAGGAAGAGCUGAGAGUGAUGGAGACUCGCUACGACCAGGCUCUGGAUAGCAACAAAGAGCUCACUGCAGAAGUGUUCCAGUUGCAGGAUGAGCUAAAGAAAGCGGAAGACAUGACCGAAACAUACCUUAGCCUGGAAAAGAGUUAUGAUGAGGUCAGAACAGAAAACAAAGAGCUGAAUGUUCUGGUUUUGAGGCUCCAAGGGAAGAUUGAGGAGCUGCAGGAAAGAGCAGUCCUGCAGUGUGACGACUCCUUCUGGGAAGCCCGUUUGGACAACCUGGAGGUCGAAGCUGCAGAACAGGUUCUAGAACUCAGUCAGAGGCUGGAAAAGGGCAUGCCCAAGGUUAUGAGAGUACACCACAUUAUAGAAGAAUGCAAACAAGAAAACCAGUGCCUUGAGCAGGGAGCCACGCAGCUCUUAGAAAAAGUCAAAACACAUGAAAUUGCCUGGUUGCACAGAACAGUUGAGACACAUCAAGAAAAGCCCAGAACACAGAAUCAGGUUAUCCUAGAGGGAAACUCUGCUCUCCUGGGCCUUCAAGACAAACAUUCUCAACGUCAGGCCACAAUAGCAGAGUUAGAAUUGGAGAAACAAAAGCUACAGGAGCUGACUAGAAAGCUGAGGGAGCGAGUCACUACAUUAGUUAAGCAAAGAGAUGUCCCUUGUCAAGCGGAGAAGGAGGAAGAGCUGAAGGCCAUGAUGCAUGACUUGCAAAGCACAUGCAGUGAGAUGCAGCAGAAAGUUGAAGCUCUCAGAUAUGAAUCUGAAAAGCUUCAAGAGGAAAAUUCUAUUUUGAGAAGUGAAAUUACUACUUUAAACGAAGAAGAUAGCGUUUCUAACCUGAAAUUAAAUGGAUCUCAGGAAGAACUGUGGCAGAAAAUAGAAACUGUAGAACAGGAAAAAGUGGAAAUUCAGAAGAUGGUUGAAAAUUUAAAGAAACAGAUUUCAGAUUUGAAAAUCAAAAACCAACAGUUGGAUUCAGAAAAUAUAGAACUUAGCCAAAAGAAUUCUCAAAACCAGGAAGAACUGCAAGAACUUAAUCAACGUCUGGCAGAAAUGCUAUGCCAGAAGGAAAAAGAGCCAGGAAACAGUACAGUCAAGGAAUGGGAACAAGAAAAGUCUAAUCUGAAAAAAGAGCUAGAACACUAUAAAGUACAGUCUUCCACUUUGGUGUCUUCUCUGGAAGCAGAACUUUCUCAGGUGAAAAUACAGACCCACGUUGUGGAGCAGGAAAACCUCCUUCUCAAAGAUGAACUGGAGAAAACGAAACAACUGCACAGGUGUCCUGACCUCUCAGACUUCCAGCAAAAAAUUUCUAGUGUUCUAAGUUACAACGAAAGACUGCUGAAAGAAAAAGAAGCUCUAAGUGAAGAACUAAAUAGCUGCGUGGAAGAGUUGGCAAAAACAAGGCAUUUAGAGCACAAAAUGGCUGCCAUGAAGCAGGAACAGAAAUCUUGGGAGCACCAGAAUGAGACCCUAAAGUCACAGCUGGCAGAGUCGCAAGAAAAGGUUCGGGAUCUAGAAGAUACGCUGCAGAAUAUCAACCUUCAAAUGUCCCGAGUCAAAUCUGACCUUCGAGGGACUCAGCAGGAGAAGGAAGCUUUAAAACAAGAAGUAAUAUCUUUACAAAAACACCUUCAGAAUGCUAAUGACAAGAACUGGGCCUCAGAAACAGCCACGCAUCAGGCAGGGCCCCAGAGCCAGCAGAAACAGCUGUCUUGGGAAAAGCCGGGUCACCUGAUGAAUGAGGAGCAGCAACUGCUCUGGCAGGAGAAUGAGAGGCUGCAGAGCGUGGUGCAGAACACCAAAACAGAGCUCUCGCACUCCAGGGAGAAGGUCCGUCAGCUGGAAUCCAGCCUUCUUCCCCUUAAGCACCAAAAACUUUUAAACCCAUCAGGUACUGUGAAACCUACAGAGCAAGAAAAGUUGAAUUUAAAGAGAGAGUGUGAACAGUUUCAAAAAGAACCAUCUCCCGCUCAUAGGAAGGUCAGUCAGAUGAAUGCCCUUGAACAAGAAUUAGAAACAAUUCAUUUGGAAAAUGAAGGCCUGAAAAAGAAACAAGUGAAACUGGAUGAGCAGCUAGUGGAGAUGCAGCAUCCGAGGUCCACUGUGAUGCUUAGCCCGUCCCCUCCUUGGGACCUGCAGCCGCUCCAGCAGCAAGCCUGCCCGGUGGUCCCCAGGGAGCAGUUUCUCCAGCUUCAACACCAGCUGCUGCAGGCGGAAAGGAGAAACCAGCACCUGCAGGAGGAACUUGACAACAGGGCCUCUGACACCAACAUGCCACAGGGAAGCCAGGAACAACUGGUAACACUCAUGGAAGAACGGAUGAUAGAAGUUGAACAAAAACUGAAAUUAGUGAAGAGGCUUCUUCAAGAGAAAGUGAAUCAGCUCAAAGAACAACUCUGCAAGAAUACUAAAGCAGAUGCAGUGGUGAAGGAUUUGUAUGUUGAAAAUGCUCAGUUGUUGAAAGCUCUGGAAAUGACUGAACAGCGACAGAAAACAGCAGAGAAGAAAAAUUACCUCCUAGAAGAGAAGAUUGCCAGCCUCAGUAAUAUAGUCAGGAAUCUGUCACCAGCACCCUUGACUUCUACACCUCCUUUGAGGUCAUAGCCACACCAAAAGAUGCACUUGUAUAUGUGCACUUUGCUGAAAUAGGUGGAACAUUUCAGUAGGUUCCCUUAACUCUCUUUAAAAAAACAAACAAACAAAACCUUUUAAGGGCUUAAAAUUAAAACUAAGCCUAAGUCUGCCAGCACCAGAAUUGGAGUCUCCAUUCAUUAUAGUUAGUUUUUAAAAUAGACUCUUGUGGGAAUUCCAACAAUCACAUAUUUCACUGUUUAUUCAAAAGCUCUGAAUUUAUUUUUUACGUAUUCUCCUGGUAGCUACCAAGAAGAUAAAUAUGUAAAACAAUUUAAGAACCUUAAAAAUCCCAUUUCAGUGGUUUUUUUUUAGAAAUCACUAUUAUAUACCAACUGUGUAGAGUCUGGAUAUUUUCUAAGUUUGAGACCUGAUUAGAAUGAUUAUUAAGAACUUUAUUUUAAAAUCAAAUUUAGGUGUUACACAUUUAAACACUGAAAAGUCAUUCUGGUUAUCAUAGUUUGGGAUUUUUUUUAAUUGAUUAGUAGAGUGUAAUUGAGUCUGAUAAGAAAAGACUGGGCUUGGUAACCAAUGAGGUCAGGAAAGCCCAAGUUUGUAGAACUCUACCUUCUGACACCUACUACUACUCGUGAUGCGUUAUAGAUUUAGAACUGAUACACUUAAACUAUAGUUGAGUAUUACUACCCUUGGUGUAUUAUAGAUUUAGAACUGAUUGACUCAAGUGCACUCUUAACUAAUGUUAAAGCUUUACUUUCUUUAAACAGCCUUUUUCUUCCUCCUCUUAGAAGUUUCAUUUGGGACCUUGUCUUCUAAGAAAUGGAUAAAGCCACAUUCUUAAAACAUCUGAACUAUAGGGAGAGCAUUGAACGAAUCACUUUGGAGUAAACAGCCACAUGCAGACCACGGGGGUUUUCCUAUGUCUAAGGUCUUGGAAUUCAUGGACUGACCUUUGAGGAUGCCUCAAGAACUCAGGGAACAAUUCUUUAUACUCUUCCUGAACUACUGUUGGGCUUCUCUAAGAAUUUGGAAUGUAUAAACUGUAUGAUCUUAUUUAUUUGUUUUAUAUAUUUACAGCCAUAGAAUUUUUAUUUCUCUAUUUUAGUGCAUUUAACUGUCUGAAAAAGGCCUUGAUCCUUAGAGGUGAAAAUUUCUUCUAAUAUAGAAGAGUUUUUAUUGUUUGUUGAAGACAGGUCAAAAUCUCCGUGCUUCUUACCUUCCUAUACCUCACAUCUAAUCGCAGGAGUUUCUUCUGUGAUAAGCAUCGGCAUGCCAUUUGUGGGAAAGGAGUACAAAAUAGGACUUUCCAUCCAUUCCCAAGAUGAGAACUUAUGACACAGUGAAUAUUUUAGACUGGAUAACACACCACUUGCCUCCUCCCAAUUAAAAUCGCCACUUCUAGCCCACUCCCUCCAGCAAUUAGUGGACUUGCAAGAUGCAGGACACUACUGAAGCUCAUCAUAUCCACCUGCUUGUUUUCACAAGACAGUAGUAGUUACAUCAGAAAAUUUCACUUUGAUGUACUCCAGGAAGAUCAAACCCAUCUAUUUACAGGAGGUAUAAACAGAAUAACCAAAUACUGCUUUAUCAGCAGGAACAUGAGAUAAAGCAAACUGCCUAAGAAGUCUUACAACUUCUGAACUUCAGUCUCAACAAAACAGUUUCCAUCAAGGAACUUCUUUCUCCCUCAGGGCCUAACCCCCUGCUGUCAGUCCCAGCUGCCAGUCCAGGGAUCCUCACUGUACAAGUCCCUGACAAGGCCCUACCGUUCGUGGGACUAGGAGUUCAUAAUGGUGAAGGAGACAUUUCACUUUUUCCAUGUCCUUCUUAUCCCGUGGAUAAAGAAUUUUAAUUCUUCCCUAUAAUUACUCUUCAAAAUAUUUGACAUCUGCUAUUACAUCUUCUCUAAAUCUUUCAUCUCCAAUACACACAUUCCUACCAUGUAAACUCAAUUACUUGUAUGGCACUGGCUUUAAUAGAAAAUUUUUUCUUAAAAUUCUGAAUACACCUAGGUCAAGGCCAAGGUAAAAACUAAGCAUCUGUGGUGUGUUUAAAUGAUUGCUUCAGGUUACUCAUGGUUAUUACCACUGAAACUGAACACAAAGCAUAUUUCCCAAGUAGCUGGCUUAGCAUGUGAUCACGUUUAUUAUAUUUAUUUUUUAUAUUAGGAAAAGUAUGGGUCAAUUUGUUUCCUAUAAAUUUGUAUUUAUUUAUAUAUAAAAUGCUGUACAAUAAAUGUAAGUAUGACUUUUUGGAAAGUUCUAGACAUUUAGAUUAUGUUUAUCCAAAAUUAAAGUACUACUCAAAUGAAAGUUAACUUAGCCAAUAGGUAGUUUGUUGCUUUUACCUAUGAACAAAUUGGGGGCAGAAAAUCAACAUGAGAAGUAUCAGACAUAGCUUAAAUUUAUAUAUUUGUGCAACAGUUUAUUUUUGAGAGUUUAGAGUGGGAGUUUAACUGCCCAUUUAUAAUAUAGCUAUGGCUUUUAAGAUACUUUGAAGAUAUUAAAUUAUGUUUAGAUUUUGCUUUCAGACUUAAAUGGCACUCUUCAAGUUAUAUAUUUUAUAGGAAUUCAGAUUUUUUAUUAAAAGAACUGUUUGUUAAAUAAUUACUAUUAGAUUAAAAUAAGCUUAAGAUUUUCCUGUAAGAUCAGAUCUUCAUUUAAAGGAAAAAAUCAAAUUUACCUUAGAAAUAAUAUAUUACACAAGAAGAGGAAAAUAUGGAUGAUAAAACCUCCAUUAUCCUAUUUUACUUUCUUCCACUUUUUAAAAGUCUGGGCUCUUAAGCUCAAGUUUGUGAAGGGAGAGAAGUAGGAAGGGUAGAACCAACCACAGUAUUUUGUUUUAUUUAUUUUUCUAAAACUCUUAUUAAAUCCAGACCUUGAAAACUGUUUUAAAUAUGAACCCUUCCCAAGAGCUUCAAUACACUGUUAUAUAUUCAACCAGCAGCAUAUUUUACAUAAAUAGAUCGUGAAGUCAUGGGCUUUCAGGGUAUAGGAAGAGUUCUUACAAGUCUAGUAUAUCAAAAAUGCGCCAAUGCCCAGGGCAGGAAUUAUUUUGAGGAACCGUUUUGUUUUAAGAAAUGAAUAAGGCUUUAUGUCAGACUUUGGCUUUUUAACAUGUGAAAAAUGAAUUUGUAAUUUGAAUUUCUCUUUUUAUUUUGCUUUGUGAAGAAAAAGAAAUACACUGCUAUCGUCGGGUAUUCCCAAUCAAGACAGGUCUAAGUGCUUUGUAAUACUGUAGUAUGAAGCAACCAUGUUUUGAAUGGAUUACCUGUAAUGAAUGACUGAUUGGAAUGAUGUAAUUAUACAAGCAAUGCUAAAAACCAAAUCAAAGCCUAACAACCAAAGCAUUCAUAUUUAAAAUAUAUCCUGUUUGGGCCUAUUUGAACAUUUCAGCACUGAAAAAUAAUUUUUAUUUUGUGCCCUAGGGAUAAUUGUUUGAUAACAUCAAAGUUAGCUUUUUUGUUUUUUACCUUUUUGAAUGAUACAAGUUAAAUUUGUUCUUACUUGGGGAGACAUUAUCACAGCAUGAUUUAAGGGGACAUUAGUUUGGGGAAGGAAAACCUGAGUUCACCUACAUUCAUCUCUAGAAUUUGGUUCCCAUACAGAAUAAUGUAUAUGUGUUUAUAUUAGCUUUGUAUAUUUCAUCUUAGCCAUUGUAUCCGAAAAAGAUUUUAAUGUGAGUCUAAAUGUAAAUAAUUUUCCAACUAUGCCUCUUGUUUUCUAUAUAUCCUAGAAUUUAUAAACACUUUCACUGUGUU
This is a messenger RNA of Heterocephalus glaber (naked mole-rat), 10746 nucleotides long. It is a transcript of the gene Nin, whose product is annotated as ninein. NCBI's taxonomy places the organism in Eukaryota, Metazoa, Chordata, Mammalia, Rodentia, Bathyergidae. Gene Ontology annotation, biological process: microtubule anchoring at centrosome; centrosome-templated microtubule nucleation; centrosome localization. Gene Ontology annotation, molecular function: calcium ion binding. Gene Ontology annotation, cellular component: pericentriolar material; ciliary transition fiber; mitotic spindle pole. The record is from RefSeq and is a predicted model, not a curated record.